GGCGGCACUAAACAUGCGCCAUAGUUUAACUUUCGCAGUGUUUACUUGAUGUGAUAGUUGAUAAGUUGUGCAAAAUUGAGGUUACAAACGUUACGAAUGCCGGUUUUUAAUUGAAAUCCGCCGAUUGGAGUGCAGUUGUUUUUGUUGUUGAGAUAAUUGUUUUACGUUUUUUAACUGUGACUGCUUGAGUGAUUGGUUGUUUAGUUAACUAUGAGUCGGUCAAAGAAGAAAAACAAAAUUUGAUGUGAAAGUGUCAUUAUGAGGCCGGGUCGUACGGGGCAACGUAAAACAAAAUGCCCUAGCCGCCGCGUAGCGCCCUCCAUCACGCUGCCCGUCACCCUGGAGGACCCCGCCACGACCUGGAAGGGACCGCCGCCCGGCUCGGAACCCCAAAACUUCGGACAAGGUCAGGGGAACUCGUUUUCCGGGCCGCCGGCGGGCUUCCAAGGACCCUCCCCUUUCCAGGGUCCGCCGGCGGGGGCAGGAUCACCGGCCGGCGCUCCCCCGUAUCAGGGAGGACCUCCUCCAGGUUCGAACACGCCGCAGUACAAUGCGUCGCCCGCCCCCUCGGGAUCGUCCACCCCCGGUCCCGGACCGCCGCAGAGCGUGGGCAAUUCCGGCUUCCCGCCGCCCAACAACUCGGGUCCCUACAACGGGCCCGGCCCGGGACCCGGACCCUUCGGUUCGCCCUCAGGGGGCGGUCCGCCGUUCGGCCGGCCUGGAUCGUCGGGGCCGCCGUUCGUCGGCGGGCCGGGACCUGGCGGUAAUCCCCACUUUCAGCAUUUCGGACCCGGUCCGGGAUUCGGCCUUCCUCCCGGAUCGCCGUUCGGGCCUGGACCGGGACAUCCCAUGCCUGGACCCAUGGAACCGGGACACGCCAUGAUGGCAAGGCAAAUGUCCGGACCUAUGCCAGUGGAUCAAGGAUCCUUGCCUGUCGCCAGGCGACAUACCCCGUAUUUCGGACAACCUGACUACCGAAUAUACGAACUAAACAAACGGCUCCAGCAGAGGACGGAAGUCAGUAUAAAUGACAGCGAUAACCUUUGGUGGGACGCGUUUGCAACCGAGUUUUUCGAAGACGAUGCCUCCCUAACGCUGGCAUUUUGUUUGGAAGACGGGCCUAAACGAUAUACUAUAGGAAGAACCUUAAUACCACGUUACUUUAGGAGUAUAUUUGAAGGUGGGGUGACUGAACUGUAUUAUAAUAUGAAACAUCCAAAAGAAUCCUUCCACAAUACUAGUAUUACCCUGGACUGUGAUCAGUGCACUAUGAUAACACAUCAUGGUAAACCCUUGUUUACUAAGGUGUGUACAGAAGGCCGCUUAAUUCUAGAAUUUACAUUUGACGAUUUGAUGAGGAUAAAAUCUUGGCACUUUGCGGUGCGAACCCACAGGGAACUGAUACCUCGGUCCGUGGUCGGCAUGCAUUCGCAGCAGGACCCGGGCAUGCUGGAUCAAUUAUCAAAAAAUAUCACCCGACAAGGCAUUACCAACUCUACACUUAAUUAUCUGAGGCUGUGUGUGAUAUUGGAACCUAUGCAGGAGCUGAUGUCGCGACACAAGGCGUACGCGUUGAGUCCGCGGGACUGCCUGAAGACGACGCUUUUUCAAAAAUGGCAGAGGAUGGUGGCCCCGCCGGGUAAGAGAGAGUCGCAAAGGCCUGCCAACAAACGGCGGAAACGUAAAGGAUCGAAUUCAGGCGGGGCAGCAAAUAAUGCCACUCCGGCCCCCAACAAGAAACGGUCGCCGGGACCAAAUUUUUCCUUAGCCUCCCAGGACGUGAUGGUGGUGGGUGAGCCGUCGCUGAUGGGCGGCGAAUUCGGCGACGAAGACGAACGGCUGAUCACCCGAUUGGAAAACACGCAGUACGACGCGGCAAACUCGCUGGACCACGACAACCACGGCUUCCACGCCGACUCGCCGAUGGCGGGCUCGAACUCGUGGGGAGGCGGCGACAGGGGCGGCCCCUCGCAAGCCAACACGCCCUCCAACCAGGACUCCGACAAAAAAUCACCAGCAGUGAACCAGUGAUGAUAGUUAAUUUAUAAACCUAGAAUCUCUUUCUGUCUCUUCAUCUAACCCUCUCUCUCUCCCUCUCUUAGACCAUGGCCCAUUCAUUUUGGACAUUUAGGGCACGAAACUGAGGAAAAAUCAAAACAAGAUUUCCCCUUUUAUAGACAGCUUGAGAAAAGUUACAAAAGCUUGAAUUUUGCGACUAGUUUCUAUAAAAAAUGAUCUCUAUAGAAAGUAAUAAAUCGAUUUUCUAUGGAGAUCAUUUUCUACAGAAAGUGAAGUCGCAAAUUUCGGGAAACGUACAAUUCACAUAAAAGGAAUCUAGUUUUAAUUUAUCAAUAGAAGUAACCUAAAAAUGACGGUGCCAUAUCUCUCUCCAAGUCAGUAUUCUUUCGUUUAAGUGCAAAAAUGAAACCAGUGACAAAUUAUCAUUAUUAUUAUUAUUAUAUUUAAUAUUAUUAACGGCCGUAGGCACCAAAGGAUAGUAACGAUUUGUACAAACAAAAUAUGUUUGGGACAUCUUACACGUUUUUAGGUUAAGUUUAACACAAAAGUUCACUUAGGAUUGACAAAGGAAGUAAAAAUGCAGUUUUUUAUUUCUAUGAAAAAAAAAAAGUCUGGGAACACUAAAUAUUUAUUAAGUUCUAAAUUUUGGGAAAUAGUCGAUUUUUAUUGCGAUAAACACAAUUUUACGAUUAAUUUUAAAUUAAAAAGUGAUACUUUUAUUUUAUAAAAUUGAUGUUUAAAAAAAAAAUUUUUUUGGGCUU
Brassicogethes aeneus is the source of this 2780-nucleotide messenger RNA. The record is from the annotation of a GenBank genome assembly. Lineage: Eukaryota; Metazoa; Arthropoda; Insecta; Coleoptera; Nitidulidae.